Equus quagga is the source of this 3465-nucleotide messenger RNA. It is a transcript of the gene SFMBT1, whose product is annotated as Scm like with four mbt domains 1. Gene Ontology annotation, cellular component: nucleus. NCBI's taxonomy places the organism in Eukaryota, Metazoa, Chordata, Mammalia, Perissodactyla, Equidae. The record is from RefSeq and is a predicted model, not a curated record. Gene Ontology annotation, molecular function: histone binding; transcription corepressor activity. Bases 343 to 2943 code for a protein of 866 amino acids. The transcript has 21 exons. Gene Ontology annotation, biological process: regulation of DNA-templated transcription.
CCGGAGCGCGGGUGGAGGGGGGCGGGGAGAGCUGCCGGCCGCCCCGCUCCGCCGAGCCCAGCAGGAAGGAGGGCGCGAGCGGGCGAGCGCGGGCGGCGCGAGCGGAAAAAGCGCCCGCGCGGGGGAACGAAAAGAAGGAAAGAAAGAAAGAAAACGAGCGCGAGAGGGGGCAAAGCGAGCGAGCGAGCGAGCGCGCGCGCGAAAACUCCCGGCAGCACUUCCGUUUGGACCCUUGGAUGCCCAUUAAACAGAUGCUUGAGACCUGCAAGUAACCUUCAGAUCAUAGCAGAACCAUAAGGCCAGUCCUUUGUGUGGGGAGGAGAUAACCCAUGUGCUGUGGAAAUGAACGGGGAGCAGCAGCUUGAUGCAGAUGCUGGAUCUGGUAUGGAAGAAGUGGAAUUAAGCUGGGAAGAUUAUCUAGAAGAGACAGGGUCCACAGCAGUUCCCUAUGGGUCUUUUAAACACGUGGACACUCGUUUGCAAAAUGGAUUUGCUCCUGGGAUGAAACUGGAGGUGGUUGUGAAAACAGAUCCUGAAACCUACUGGGUUGCCACAGUCAUUACCACCUGUGAGCAGUUGCUCCUUCUCCGCUACGACGGCUAUGGGGAGGACCGGAGAGCAGACUUCUGGUGUGACAUUAGGAAAGCUGGCCUCUACCCCAUUGGGUGGUGUGAGCAGAAUAAGAAGACCCUUGAAGCCCCAGAAGGCAUCAGAGAUAAAAUGUCUAAUUGGGAUGAGUUUCUGCGGCAGACCCUGAUGGGAGCUUGUAGUCCUCCUGUUUCGCUGCUAGAGGGCCUUCGUAAUGGGAGGAAUCCUUUAGAUCUCAUUGCUCCAGGAUCCAGGCUAGAAUGUCAAGCUUUCCGCGACUCUUUAAGCACUUGGAUUGUUACUGUAGUAGAGAACAUCGGGGGAAGGCUGAAGCUACGUUAUAAAGGACUUGAAAGUUCCGACAAUUUUGACCAUUGGUUGUAUUACUUGGAUCCAUUUCUUCAUCACGUUGGUUGGGCUGCCCAACAGGGAUAUGAGCUUCAGCCCCCAUUAGUCAUCAGACAUCUGAAAAAUGAAGCUGAGUGGCAAGAGAUCUUGGCCAAAGUGAAAGAGGAGGAGGAAGAGCCAUUGCCAUCUUACUUAUUUAAGGACAAACAAAUGAUUGGCACUCAUUCAUUCUCUGUAAAUAUGAAAUUGGAAGCUGUGGACCCCUGGUCUCCUUUUGGGAUUUCUCCUGCUACAGUUGUUAAGGUUUUUGAUGAGAAGUACUUCCUGGUAGAAAUGGAUGAUUUGCGACCAGAGAAUCAAGCACAGCGAUGUUUUGUGUGUCAUGUCGACAGUCCUGGUAUUUUCCCCGUGCAGUGGAGUCUGAAGAAUGGUUUACACAUCAGCCCCCCUCCUGGCUACCCGAGCCAGGACUUUGAUUGGGCCGACUACCUCAAACAGUGUGGUGCUGAAGCUGCUCCCCAGAGGUGCUUCCCUCCGUCAAUUUGUGAGCAUGAAUUUAAGGAGAACAUGAAGCUUGAGGCCGUGAACCCUCUUCUUCCCGAAGAAGUGUGUGUUGCCACCAUUACUGCUGUGAGAGGCUCAUAUCUGUGGCUCCAGCUGGAGGGUUCUAAGAAGCCCAUACCUGAAUGUAUUGUAAGUGUGGAAUCCAUGGAUAUAUUUCCUUUGGGCUGGUGUGAAACCAAUGGCCAUCCGCUCAGCGCUCCUCGCCGAGCACGAGUAUUCAAGCAGAGGAAAAUUGCAGUGGUUCAACCAGAAAAACAAAUACCAUCUUCGAGGACUGUCCAUGAGGGCCUGAAGAAUCAGGAGCUGAACUCCACAGACUCAGUUGUGAUUAAUGGAAAAUAUUGCUGUCCAAAGAUAUACUUCAACCACCGUUGCUUCUCAGGGCCUUAUCUUAACAAAGGAAGAAUUGCUGAGCUGCCUCAGUGUGUAGGACCUGGGAAUUGUGUUCUGGUCCUUAGAGAGGUCCUCACUUUACUUAUCAAUGCAGCCUAUAAACCCAGCCGUGUCCUUCGGGAGCUGCAGCUAGACAAAGACUCUGUGUGGCACGGAUGUGGGGAAGUCCUAAAAGCCAAAUACAAAGGGAAGAGUUACCGGGCUACUGUUGAGAUAGUGAAGACAGCAGAUCGAGUGACGGAAUUCUGCCGGCAAACCUGUAUCAAACUGGAGUGCUGUCCUAAUCUCUUUGGCCCACGGAUGGUUCUGGAUAAGUGUUCUGAAAACUGCUCUGUACUUACAAAGACCAAAUAUACACACUAUUAUGGAAAGAAGAAAAAUAAAAGAAUUGGGAGGCCACCUGGUGGGCAUAGUAACUUAGCAUGUGCCCUGAAAAAAGCCAGUAAGAGGAGAAAGAGGCGGAAAAAUGUUUUUGUUCAUAAGAAGAAACGCUCCUCUGCAUCUGUUGAUAAUACCCCAGCGGGCUCUCCCCAGGGAAGUGGGGGUGAAGAUGAAGAUGACCCAGAUGAAGGAGAUGAUGAUUCCCUAAGCGAGGGCAGUACAUCUGAGCAGCAGGACGAGCUACAGGAAGAGUCAGAAAUGUCGGAAAAAAAGUCCUGCUCUUCCUCUCCCACCCAAAGUGAGAUAUCCACAUCACUCCCUCCAGAAAGACAAAGGAGAAAAAGAGAGCUUCGCACCUUUUCAUUUUCUGAUGAUGAGAAUAAACCUCCUUCGCCAAAGGAAAUAAAGAUCGAAGUUGCUGAAAGGCUUCACCUGGACAGUAACCCCCUGAAGUGGAGUGUGGCAGAUGUUGUGCGGUUCAUCAGAUCCACCGACUGUGCUCCAUUAGCAAGAAUAUUCCUAGACCAGGAAAUUGAUGGUCAGGCCCUGUUGCUCCUUACCCUUCCCACCGUUCAAGAGUGCAUGGACUUAAAAUUGGGCCCUGCCAUCAAACUUUGUCAUCACAUAGAGAGGAUCAAGUUUGCUUUUUAUGAGCAGUUUGCCAACUGAGAAGGACAACCAAAGUGAGCUGUAUCUUUGAAGCACAAAUGCAGCAAAUCCUUUGCCAUGCUCUACAAACGGAGCUGAAAUAGUCCUGGGGCCCUGGGCGCUGCAGGUGUCGGCUUGCUCUCUUUGCACUUUCAGGGAAGGAGGACCCACACUAAGGAAGCAAAAACUGCACAGAAGUGGCUCUCCUGCCAGUGGAAAUUGGGCAUCUCUUGUUCAGCAAAUUGCAGUUAAAAAAAAAAUUGUGAAGAAAAGAUUCAUAUAAGAAGAAUAAGCGUUUCCAGUGGUGUGGCCUGAAAAUGAAGAAGAAUCUAGGUUGCUGGCAAGCAUCCUUUUGGAUGUUUUCUUUUGUUCUGUUCCUUCCCAUUGUAGAUUGAACUUUGUUCUCUGCUUCCUCUUUCUUGGAAAGAGAGGACAUAGCUUUAAGUCAGCACUGAUUUGGGACUAUGCCUAAGGCACAUCAGUGAUUCAUUGUCAUUGUGUUUUUAAGAUUUUUUAAAUUAAAACAGUUCAUUUUGGGGAUGA